Colletotrichum higginsianum IMI 349063 is the source of this 3186-nucleotide messenger RNA. RefSeq names its product Duf1000 domain containing protein. Gene Ontology annotation, biological process: nucleolar large rRNA transcription by RNA polymerase I. Gene Ontology annotation, molecular function: RNA polymerase I general transcription initiation factor binding; RNA polymerase I transcription regulatory region sequence-specific DNA binding. Gene Ontology annotation, cellular component: RNA polymerase I core factor complex. NCBI's taxonomy places the organism in Eukaryota, Fungi, Ascomycota, Sordariomycetes, Glomerellales, Glomerellaceae. The coding region runs from base 1 to 3186 and encodes 1061 amino acids. The record is from RefSeq and is a predicted model, not a curated record. The transcript has 3 exons.
AUGGCUGACGAACGCGAAGAGACCGGCCGCUUGUACGGCCCUCCGAGAAUUACCGUCGUGCCUCAUGAAGGUCUCGAGGAUGGACCGCCGCUGCUGCACACGAGCCGUGUUCCGGGUCAAGGCGGCUCCGAAGCCGCAAGCUUCCUAGCCGAAGAUCUCACCAGGCUCAUGCGCCCCGAAGCCACGCCCACGACUCAACCAUUGUUGGCUAUCACUCAGAUGGCGGACGUCACCAACCACACCCGGGUCGUGCCGGUCCCCGUGCUGGCCAUGGCUGCGGGCGAGUCGGGCGAGCUCCUGCGCUUAUCCAAAAUCGACGAGAUCGACUGGCAUUGGGGUGAGAACGAGAGCCCGGCGCUUCAAAUCUUUAGCAUUGACCAACACGACCGGGAGGAAUCGGUGCUGUGGUCACACGAUGGUGCUCCAAUUCUGCAAAUCAAGGCCGCGCUGAGCUUAGUACGAUUUGAGCCGACGAGGUGGUUGCUGGUACAGAAACGAACUUCGACCACGAUCCUCCAGCCCGAGUACCACAAGGUACCAGUUUCAGAACGCCCGCCUGGGAUCGACAAGGCCAUCGAACGCCCGUCUCGGAUCAACCCAAAGCCCAUACUUACCAUCACCUCGGAGCAGACUGGCGGCUUCGCUCACUCUGAUGUGUCUUUCAGCUACGGGUCUCAGAAAAAGCCACCCCAACUGGCCAUCGUAGAUGAGUGCGGCUACUACAGCGUCUGGGAUGUCAAGGGUCGAGAUAUGGUGGGAUCCGCCAGCAUGCGACCCAAACUCCGACAUUGCGGCCACAUCCAACUAGGCGUUACGGAGCAGCUUCCUGACGAAGACUCGCCGGCUUUCCGCCCGGAGCCCCACGGCGUGCUGUGGAUUGGCGCGGCAGGCCCUGGGGUCGAUUUAUGGGAUGUGCCGACUGUUCAAGACCCUGAUACAGGCAAUGACCUAGCUGCUCUGACGGCGCGGUCAAAGAAGCUCUUGCUGUGGAACCGCACGAAAUUUGAGGUCGUCGAUAUGAAGAACCCGUCUUUCCGUGAGAGUUUAUCGAUUCUCAGACCCAACGAACCAGACCGCAUUCUCGACGUGAAGUCGAACCCACUGAGUCAAAGCCAGUUGUUCAUACUCACGAGCUCAAACAUUUUCUGGAUCGAGACAUCCUCCCGUGGAGCAGCCACUGCUAAAUCCGACAGUCUUGCCGUCCUCCAAUCUUUUUCACAUCUACGGGGCUCGGACGCAGACACCUUAAGGCUGACCGUACAUCACGGCGGCCAUGGGUCGGGCAAUGGGACGUGCGCACUAUACCUCUACUCGGAGAAGUCGCCAGAGGUCGGAGUAUACUGGCUCUCCAUCCCUGAGGAAACAGGAUUGCCGCAGUUCGAACAUCACAUAGUAAGGCUCAGUGACAACCCACCAAAGCUACAAACUGUAUGGCCUGCACCAGCAUUUCUGCAUACCACUUCGUCCGCAGCCCCCAAGGGGCCAGGGGCAAACUACAUGGAUCAACAGGUCCAGUUUCAACAACUCUUCGUUCUCGGCAGAGACCUGAGCCUGAGCCGAAGCCUCCUUGCCAUCUCGGCAGUCCCAGCCCUCGAAGUCGUCCCUCCAGACAAAAGUCGCGAAUGGUCGAGAGAUGGACGGAGACAGGUGCACAACAAGAGGCGAAAGCAGUUUCUGCAGCACUUUGAGGGCACCUUUAUUGUACCUGACGGACUGGGCGACAUGGAUGAGUUGGUACAGCGUCGUGCCAACCGAUACCAGGAGCUCAUGAAGAUCGAACAAGAAAGAAACUCUCAGCAAAUACAGCAACGAUGGCCAAGGAGCCAAAACCUCGAUUUCUUCAUGUCGCGGAUCACGGUUUCUAUCGAAUCCGUCAUCAUGGCAUCGGAGCACGCUACCAUCGAGGGGCCGUUGUCUAUCUUUGAGGCCAUUGAAGAGGCGGCCGCUAACUGUCUGGAGACUGAGGGCGGCUACAUUCCGUUGCACACCUUACACGAGUACGAACCCUCAUUUGAGGCACCUCCCAUCAGUCACGAGGCUGUUGUCGCAUGGGACUCGCGUUUUCAGGAACUACUCGGCUCCCAAACCAAACGUAUCGUCGCUCAACCCAUCAUCAACCAGUAUUUCUGCCGCGGGGAUAGGCCAGCUCCGUUGGCGGAUAUCCGUGACCAACUUUUGGAGCUUUGGGGUCCAGCAGGCCUCCCAGAGGGAGCACGGCAAUCUCGCAAUGUCAUCCUGGCCGAGACGGCCGAGGCCAUCGCCCGCUCCCUCUUUGGCGUUGCGAUCCUUGACGCGAAUCUUCCCACCGAGGAAAGUGGGCCUCCUACCUGGGUUCCUGAACCGCCCCCUCAACCAACAAUUCAGCAGCCGAGCCAGCGAUCGAGCCAGCGCUUCUCGCUGUCUCCGGCUAAGCGAAACCAAUUGUCAUCGAGUCAACGACUCUCACUUUCGCCAACCAAGCUGAGCCAGCCGUUCAGCCAACGAAUCUCGCUCUCGCCCACCAAACGCGGCCAGGCUCUCGGGCAACGACUCUCCUUCUCGCCCUCCAAAGGCGCCCGGUCCCAAUCUCCCUACGCCCCCUCCUCCUCGAUCCCCUUCCCUUUCCCCUCCUCGGGCACUUUUUCUCAAUCCAUGGAUGCCUCUCAGGCCGAUACACCGCCAACUGGCGCCCCAUCACCGUCCACCGCCCUCCAACGCCUCAGCAUGCUCGCCGAAGACCUCGACAUCACGAACCCGCCCACCCGCCAGCACUCGGUGCUCGCGUAUUGGCCCACCGCCCGCGGCGCCAGCGCCGACGACUACGUCUCCUCCGUCCUCGCCUCCUCGACGAAGCACAUCGACGUCAUCAAUGAGCGCCGCCAGCGUGCCGAGUCCCGCCGCCGCAAGCGCAGAUCGCAGCUCCUCGGAUCCUCUGCCGCGGCCACCUCCUCGCAGACGUACGGGACGCAGGACGAGUGGGAGGAUUCGGGGCCAGGGACGGGCCCCGAGAGCGUACCACCGCCGGCGACGCAGCCGCUGCCUAAGCUGGCCCCGCCCGUCAUCGGAUCGAGCCAGGUGCCGCCGGUGGUGCCGUCGUCGCAGGUCGCCUUCUCGUCGCAGGUGCCACAGGUCCUAUCGCAGCCCGUGUCUGGCCGGCACGCGAUGCGGUCACCGGGGAAGAAGAAGAAGAGAAAGUCUGGCUUUUGA